This is a messenger RNA of Microcebus murinus (gray mouse lemur), 1208 nucleotides long. RefSeq names its product galactoside 2-alpha-L-fucosyltransferase SEC1-like. NCBI's taxonomy places the organism in Eukaryota, Metazoa, Chordata, Mammalia, Primates, Cheirogaleidae. Gene Ontology annotation, biological process: carbohydrate metabolic process. Gene Ontology annotation, molecular function: galactoside 2-alpha-L-fucosyltransferase activity. Gene Ontology annotation, cellular component: membrane. The record is from RefSeq and is a predicted model, not a curated record.
GUCAGGAAGUUCUAGUCAAGACUUAGCUCCGCAUAUUUAUUCAAGGCCUUCUUUGUUUGCCCCUACAGACUCUCCCAGCAUCGAUUAGGGAGACAUCAGGCUGAAGGAGAUACUGAAACUCUACAAGCCCAAGAUAUGGGGCAAGAGGAGAUGCAGGAAGCACUGCCAGUCUCCUACCCAGGCCUGGAGGGCAGUGCCCAGCUCAGCCUCGGAGUGCCUGGCGAUCCUCAAGACAGCCUGUCCAGGCCCCGGAUGAAGCCCACCCCACCCUCCGGCCAGGGACCCCUGCCAGCCAGGCCACCAGCGACUGUGUGGGACGCCAGAGCUGUUGCCCCCAACAGUCUUGCAGCCGGACAGCCCCGAACAGACUGGCCUAGGAGGCUCAAGACAGCCUUCAAGGGAUUCUGGGUCAGCCGCCCUUCCUUCUCCACCAUCUACUUCCUCUUUGGCAUCUUCGUGGUAUCCGUCAUCUUCCACUGCCACCAGCGCCUGGCUCUCGUGCCCUCCCCCUGGGCAUACUCGGCCCAUGUGGUCCUGGUCCCCACACACCUUGGCCGGGAGGGGCUGUUCACCAUCAACUCCAAAGGCCGCCUGGGGAACCAGAUGGGCCAGUACGCCACGCUGUACGCCUUGGCCAAGGCGAAUGGGCGGCCGGCCUUCAUCCCGCGCCAGAUGCACAGCGCCCUGGCCCCCAUCUUCAGAAUCAGCCUCCCGGUGCUGCACAGCGCCACGGCCAGCAGGAUCCCCUGGCAGACCUACCACCUGAACGACUGGAUGGAGGAAGAGUACCGCCACAUCCCCGGCAAGUACGUGCGCCUCAUGGGCUACCCCUGCUCCUGGACCUUCUACCACCACCUGCGCCCCGAGAUCCUCCAGGAGUUCACGCUGCACGACCACGUGCGCGAGGAGGCCCAGGCGUUCCUCCGGGCCCUGCAGGCCAAGUGGGCCAGGCAGGUGACUUUCGUGGGGGUCCACGUGCGCCGGGGGGACUAUGUCCGAGUCAUGCCGAAGGUGUGGAAGGGUGUGCUGGCCGACCGGCUACCUGCGGCAGGCCAUGGACUGGUUCCGGGCCCGCUACCACACCCCAGUCUUUGUGGUCACCAGCGAUGACAUGGCCUGGUGCCGGGAGAGCAUCAGUGGCUCCCUUGGGGAUGUGAUGUUCGCAGGCAAUGGCCUUCAAGGCUCCCCGGCCAAGGACUUUGCACUGC